Molecule: messenger RNA, 2396 nt
Organism: Somion occarium
Lineage: Eukaryota; Fungi; Basidiomycota; Agaricomycetes; Polyporales; Cerrenaceae
Source: the annotation of a GenBank genome assembly
CCUAGCAUCACUCUUCUAUCCGGCAACGGCAACGGCACUUAGGGUUGUCCCUUUGCAGACCGUGUCGUUUAUAGUCCUGAUCCUCUGGACAUUUAGCUCGUCUUGAACUUCCUUUCUAUCUUUCGCGUUUGUUCUGAUACUUGGACAAGCAAUGGCUCCGCAAGGCAAACGAGCAAGGAAGAGCGAUGAAGCAGUCACGGGAGGGCAAGCGGAUGUAGAACCUAUGCCUCCAGAAAAGAAAAAGAAAACUCGAAGGCGCAACGUCCGGGGUCGUCGAGGGGUGCUGAAAAACCUCCCAGAUAUGCCACUAGACAUCUUAUACGAGGUGUGUUCUCCCAUUUGCAUCCACAGGACCUACUAAAUCUCUCACGCACUACGAAGGCGUUUCGUAGACUUCUGAUGGAUCGAAACGCGGCGGUGCUUUGGAAAGAAGCUCGUCAGAACAUACCGGACCUCCCAGAACCUUUCCCCGGCAUGAGCGAACCUGCCUAUGCUAGCUUAUGUUUUGAUGCUCAAUGUCAUGGGUGUUUCAAACCAGGCAUCCGCGAAGUCCUUUGGGAAAUCCGAGCGCGGUUCUGCAAUGAAUGCAAGAAAUCAAAGACUCUGAGCCAAGAAACGCUUAUAUACCGUCGGGGCGACUAUUUCGGCUCGUAUCUGCCAUGUGCUGUAGUUGAGAUAUCGGUCACUGGCAAAACAGAACUGUUCUGGGACAAGAAAAGAGUACUUGCUUCUGAGGCUGCGCGAAUAAAGGAGGACUAUGCAGAAGUGGAAGUAAGCGAGAUAGACCAAUUUAUAAAGGAGAAUAGGACACGAUGCAAUGAGAUAGAACAGCAUGCAGGCCUAUGUCGCAAGUGGUAUAACAACAAGAAGCUGAACCGUGCGAUAGAACUGGAAGAUAUAAAAGAUGCGCGAUACAAGGCCAUCAAGAACAAACUCAAAGAGCUGGGUUAUGAGAAGGAUGUGAUCUACUGUGAGCAAUAUUGCAUGAGCAAGGAGUCGCUCAAGCAAUUAUCUGUUGUGCGGCAGAGCAAGCCACUGACGGAACGAACAUGGCAAACCAUUCGUCCUACGGUGAUCGACUUCCUCACCACCACAGUGACGCCGCUGCGUAUCGUCCACGAGUAUACCCUCUACUUGAGGCCUCGCGCCGCCAUUCUUCGCAAAGCUGUUGAAAAAUUCGCACGAUUAUCCCACGGAGUGUUUCCCCAUGUUCGAGACUUUGCUUCUUUGCCAGAAGUUCGAGCUAUCUUGGAUCCUGCCGACAAAGCAGAGAUCAGUGUCGAAAGUUUUGAUGCUUUACUCCCCUUACUUCCGGAGCUUGUGACUCGCUGGCGUGAGGAUAUCACAGGAAAGCUGGAAACUUUCGUUCGCCGGGAACUCUCUUCUGAUGAAUCAGAGGAUGUACCUGAUGGUAUUCGCGCGCUUGACCUUGCGAUUGCGACCAUCUUUCGCUGCAGCCAUUGCAAGAAACCCAUCGUUGGCGCCUACCCUGGCACCGUCAGUCACAGGUGUCGACCUGCAUAUGUGGCGGCUCUAGUACAAAUGACUCGUGGAUAUGGGCUAUGGUCAAAGAAGCAGGAUGAUCCAUUCGAUACUGCUAUUGAAAGAGCGCUGAAAUGGGCAAAGUGGUCACACAGGGACGUGGACCUUCUUAAAUCUGAUGUCGAGCCGGUCCUUGAAGCCUGUGGACAAAAUUCGCUCUCUACUACGGCUCAAGACAUGGAUGAACUUGACUUCAGGUUUCGCUGCAAGAAGUGCGACAGCUUUCAGGCUCGUGCUAUUUUCCGAUGGAGAGAAGCUGCACUGCAUUCUCGGGAUUGUCAUGGACAUGAUGACUCAUCGCUUUUCUUCGACAUCGAGGACUACAUCAAACGUACUUUGGACACUGAGCUUUGGGAGGCAGUCUCGAGCGAGGAAGCAAGGAAGAUUGCUCCCCUUGAAAGAGCUGCUUCAGAACGCGUUGCACUGAAACGUCUCAGUAAACCUAUUUGGUGCUGCGUGCAUUGUGAAAUGCAUGAAUUAUCUCGAGGUGGAAUGAUCACCCAUAUAGUUGAAACGCAUGGCAUAUCGACACCAAGCGACGAUAAUUUAUUUGCAGAUCCUGCGCGGGUUAAAACUAGGAUGCCUCCAGUCUACAUUGUAGCUGACGAGUACAAGAUGCGUGUUCAGUCUCUCAAGCCUUUCGUAAAGCAAGCUCUGAAAGACGGCGAAGCUAUGUUCCAAGGUGAUGAAAUAUAGGCUUCUGGAGCUGAAUUCUCAGACAGCGCAAUCAAACUUUACACCACUUUUCAUUAAUAUAGAAUAGCCCAACCUAUUGAAAUACCGUCGCAUUUUGUGCAGUUACAGGAAGAUUUAAUUCUUGUUAGGAAUAUAUUGUCCAACCUUCGCCUUUGCCU